ACAAAAAAGUUUUCGGGAGAACGACAGGAAAAAAACCCUACACCCCUCCCUCUCUUACUCGAGGGGAGUGCGUGUGAGAGUGCGAGAGAUAGAGAGAGAGAGAGAGUGUGUGUGUGACAGAAUAGAGAACGAGUCUGAAGAAACGAGGAAAAGUUCGCCAAGCAACUCCUUCAACUCCGCGGAUCUUGUGUUUGUUUCUUUCGCUCUUUCACAAACUUGACGCAGAACGGAUCCGUGCGGGAGACGCAGUUCACGCACAGGAGGACAGAAUGACGACUGGAUCUGUGAGCAGAUUGUGUGUGUUUUGGUGUUGUGUGUUUGCUGUCCUGCCCUUAACAACAGCUGAGGAAGCAGAGAAGCCGGCGGCAGGACGACAGUCUCGUCAGGCAGAGGAGGAGGUGCUCGAAGGAGUGUGGGGUGCAUGGAGCGAAUGGGUGGAGUGUUCUCAGAGCUGUGGAGUGGGCGUGUCUGAGAGGCGGAGACAGUGUAUGCCACCUCCGCAAACCCCGCCACAUAUAUAUAACAGACCAUCUUAUCCUCAACCAGGUGUCGGACCCUACUCCUUGUAUCCUGUCAACGAGCCUCCUCCAUAUGGAGCAGGGGGCGCUGAGAGGCCACCUUAUUUCUCCCCGCCUCUCCCAGCCAAUCCGAAUCCUGGAUUACCACUUUACCGAAACGAAGCUGGUGGAGCGGGUCCAGUGCAGUUUGGUCCACCCAAUCAGGACCCGGUUUCAGUCUACCGUUCACCUUCCUCAUCCUCUGCACUUCCCUACGGAAGAGUUCCCGCACGGUCGCCCAAUCACGGCAGAGCUCUAGGCAGUGGGAGCAGGAGGUCAGUUUCCCCCAAUAGGGGCACAGCAUCUAUAAGGAGGUCUAGCUCUUCUAUUCGUCCUGGACAGUUUGGGUACGGCAGGGUGCCGUUCUCUCUUCCCUUACACAGACAAAACCGUCACACGCGACACACACGUCGCCACAACACCACUACCACAGACAGCCUCGAUGCUCUCAAUGUGAACUCCAGCUCACAUGUGGAUAAAACACAGGAAGAACUUGAGCAAAUUAUUCCAGACACUGUUGCUAGAGAACGAAAAGAGCAUGAAAAGAAAAUUGAGGCAGCAGACGUGGAGAGUGAUGCUGCAAGUGAUGGAGAGCCACACAAACGCAUGGAGAGAGUGCGGGAACGCGAGCCAACCGUACAUUCGCAGCCCCUGACCCAAAGACACGUGGCCCGCGACAAACGCGGCGACGGACGCACUUCUCGCCAAGUCCCACACUCCUACACACACACUAUUCACCGGUCACAUACUCCCAGAGAGCCUCCUCCCUACGGCCUCCAGCCUCACACAAACAUAAAUCCUGAGCCCUGGGUCCUGCAGAACGCAGCCCAGCCCUCCAGAAACGAAGCCGAGAGGGAGUGGAGGCCUCCAGCGGCGACCCACAACUACAGAUGCUCUGGACAUGACAGAGAGUACCGCAGGUGCAGCCUACAGGCUUGUCCAGGUGCUCCAGUAAACUCCAGGGCUGAGCAGUGUGCAGCGUUCAACAAUCAAGAGUUUAUGGGACGCGUGUAUGACUGGGAGCCUUUCACAGAAGUGGGUCUGGAGCAGCAGUGUGAGCUGACCUGUCGGCCGGUCGGGUACCGUUUCUAUGUGCGGCAGGCGGAGAGGGUACGAGAUGGAACGCCGUGCGCAAAUAACACACCCAAUGAUGUGUGUGUGGGAGGACGCUGUCUGAGCGAGGGCUGUGAUGGCGUGUUGGGCUCAGGGUUGGUUCGGGAUCGCUGUGGCGUGUGCGGCGGUGGCGACGGCACCUGCGAGAGGGUCACGGGAAGUUUCAUGAACACGAGUGUUCCGCUGGGUUACCACAAAAUCCUGGAUAUCCCGCCCGGAGCCACAGCCAUCAACAUCACGGAGAGACGGGCCAGUCCUAACUAUCUGGCCCUGCGCAGUGGAACGGGUCAGUCUGUGGUUAACGGACGCUGGGCGGUUGAUCCGCCGGGAGAAUAUCAGGCAGGAGGAACGACCUUCCUGUACGGCCGACCCAAAGCUGGGCCUCAAGAGCAGGGAGAAGAGAGAGGAGAAACCCUCACCGCUCCUGGACCCACAACAGCCCAGCUGCAGCUAUACAUUAUUUUCCACAAGCAGAAUCCAGGCAUAGACUACGAAUAUUACAUCCCAGUGGAGAAACGGAGAGACGGAGAAAGAGAAGUACAGUGGGAGAGAGAGCGAGGACGGGCGGCGCUCAGAGAAAUCAGUGGUGUCUCAGGGGCAGUCGAGAACCCUGCUGUAUCUUCUUCUGCCUCCUUGCCACCAUUUUCCUUCCCUUCCUCCUCAUCUUCCUCAUCGUCUUCCUCUGUACCUGAUCGAUGGCCACCAGAGAGGCCCCGUCCACAGAGCUUAGGACCCAAUCGCAACGCUCGGAUUCCUCCAAGAACUGACCUCCCGUUGGACAAUCUGCCUGUGUUUGUGUGGCGAAGAGGCGCGCUGACAGAAUGCACAGCUACCUGUGGAAAAGGCUCUCAGUACAGAGAGAUUGUGUGUGUGAAUCGACACACAGACCAGGAGGUCCAUGAGAGGAGGUGUGACUCCGCAACCAAACCGGUGCCAGAGGAGGAACUGUGCAACAUUCAUCCCUGUCCACCAUUCUGGGAUGCAGGCGCGUGGUCCGAGUGCAGUGUUUCCUGCGGCAGGGGUGUGCAGCAGCGUCACAUACAGUGCAGACAGAGUUUUGGGAAUCGAUCAACCAUGGUUCACCCUCAGCGCUGCACCGGUCUCACCCGACCCAACGCCACGCAGCCCUGCCACCCACGCAUGUGCUCGCACUGGGAGAUCAGCACCAACUGGAGCUCGUGCUCAGUGGAUUGUGGAGUGGGAAAGAGAACCCGGAGCGUGCGCUGCGUCAGUGACCAUGGAAACACUGUGAAUGACAGGGAGUGCAAUGACAGGCUCCGCCCACAGCGCUCUGAGGACUGUCACAUGGGUCCUUGUGUCACUAACUGGUACUUCACAGACUGGACUAACACUUGUUCUGCGACGUGCGGGCCUGGAGUCCAGCGCAGAGAGGUGGUGUGUUUGACCGGUGGAGGCAGGAGAGAAGGAGACGGAGGAGUGGAGUGUGUGGCGGAGAAACCGGCUGAUAUGAAGGCCUGUAAUGGGGGUCCCUGUACACCCACCCAUCUUUGGUACACUGGACCCUGGGGACAGUGUAAUGCAGCGUGUGGAAACGGCACCCAGCGCAGGGACAUCAUCUGCGUGAAGAAGACGGGAAGUGACUUUUCCGUGAGUGCUGCCAGUGAGUGCUCCCACCUGGAGAAACCGUCUCCCGUGCAGCCGUGUGAACUGCAGCCCUGCAAACCACAGUGGUUCACCACCGAAUGGAGCACGUGCUCUCGGUCCUGCGGUGAAGGCAAGCAGACGCGGGAGGUGCGGUGCCUCACGGCUGACAAACAGCACAGCACAGCCUGCGAUCUGGACUCAGAGCCUGCGCAUGAGCGCUCCUGUAACACCAUACCCUGCAGUCCCUUUGAAGACGAGAACUGUAAGGACAGACGGCAUAACUGCGUCACGGUGGUCCAGGCUCGACUUUGCGUCUACUCCUACUAUAAGACCGCCUGCUGCGCGUCCUGCACCCAGAGUGCUCAGCGGGCCAAAAGACAUUAACCCUGCACAAGUCACAGAGAUGUCAGCUUCAGAGAUUCACCAUUAGAGCCAAAACUCAGCCAAUCAGUGAUCGUGUCAUAGUUCUAUCACAGCCAAUCAGAGGCCGUUCAGGUUCAAAAGGAAUUUCAGGAGAGAACUCCAACUUGAACUGAGCUGAGAUCAGGAUCCCUUUGAAGAGAAAGUUUUCAAAUGUUACACAGGCUCACAAAUGAUAGCUCUUUCCCCAUUGAUGAAAAGUCAGUGCUAGGACUGUUUAGUACACUAUCCUGUCAAAUACUCAACCAUUCCUUAAAUGAUCUUUAAACAAAUGCACUGAUGUCGCAGGUCCACAAUCUGGACACGUAUAUGAAGAUAUCGGGGAACAAUUCUAGAAGUUGCAUUGUGCUUUUUUUCAUCACACAUGAAGAGUUUCAUAAUGGUUUCUGUUCGCUUUAAGUCAGUGGAAACAGAAUUUGAACUAGUAUUCCGUCUCAUUUAUUCGGUUUAUGAGUUGUGCGACCAAAGAAUGAUAAGACACGCAGAUAAAGGAUGCGUCCGUCACAUGUAAUUAUGUUGCAUUAGCACUAAAAACGUACUGUUUUUGUUAGUAAGUAAAAAAGAGAAAUUUUUUUCCGAUUUAAAUCAUGAACAUGCAUUGUAAUUACAUAAUUAUUGCAUACAAACUUGAGCAGCGAUACAUGCUGAUGUAAACAUUGAUUGUCCCCUCAAACACAGUCCCUUUGGUCUUGUCUCAGUCCUCUAAAUGGUCCUUAAGGACAUAAAUACUACAGCAUAAGUGCUUAUGACUGUCUAAAAAUAGCACAUUUAGUGCUGGCAGUCAGUCCUGCAGAUGGUAUGUGAGAGCAGUGUGAACAGAAAUCUGGAAAUCUACUAUGAA
Messenger RNA from Labeo rohita (rohu), 4536 nucleotides. RefSeq names its product ADAMTS-like 4 (gene adamtsl4). Gene Ontology annotation, biological process: extracellular matrix organization. The record is from RefSeq and is a predicted model, not a curated record. The transcript is spliced from 17 exons. Gene Ontology annotation, cellular component: extracellular matrix. Lineage: Eukaryota; Metazoa; Chordata; Actinopteri; Cypriniformes; Cyprinidae. The coding region runs from base 270 to 3659 and encodes 1129 amino acids. Gene Ontology annotation, molecular function: metalloendopeptidase activity.